Molecule: messenger RNA, 3520 nt
Organism: Pseudophryne corroboree (corroboree frog)
Lineage: Eukaryota; Metazoa; Chordata; Amphibia; Anura; Myobatrachidae
Product: zinc finger protein 260-like
Exons: 4
Coding region: 1-2067 (688 amino acids)
Biological process (GO): regulation of transcription by RNA polymerase II
Molecular function (GO): DNA-binding transcription factor activity, RNA polymerase II-specific; RNA polymerase II cis-regulatory region sequence-specific DNA binding
Source: RefSeq, a predicted model, not a curated record
AUGUCUCAGAAGGUGUUCCUUCCUAUGGACAAGGCAAAGAUCAUUCAGACGAUGUAUCAGGCCAUACAGGUAUUGUCAGAAAACGCACCAACUGUGGUGUACAUAAACCAACAAGGAGGUCCAAACAGCAGAGCUGCAAUGAGGGAUGUGUCACAGAUAAUCCUCUGGGUGGAGCGGAAUUCCAAGGCCAUUUCCACCAUAUUAAUUCUGGGAGUAGACAAUUGGGGAGCAGACUUCCUUAGUAGACACGAUCUGCACCUGGGGAAAUGGGUUCUCUACCCGCAAGUGUUACAGCAGAUAUUUAAUUGGUGGGGCUGCCUGCAAAUUGACUUGUUGGUUUCUCAGCUCACCAAGAAGCUCCUGCGCUACUGUUCUGGGACGAGGGAUCCACAGGCCGUAGCAGUGGAUGCUCUGGCGACACCGUGGAUUUACCGGUUGGUGUACUUGUUUCCUCCAGUUCCUCUAAUUCCAAGAGUUCUCAAAGGAUUUAAAGGGCAGGGUUCAGGCUCCUUAAGAGACGUGAUGGUAGUGACUGGUAGAGCUGAGGAGACCACCAUCCGCGUCACAUAUGGACACACAAGCAGGAAUAUCUCAGAAGGACAUCUAAUGUUAUCCCCGGAUUGUGAAAUAAAAGAUAAUGACAGUAGACAGGAUUCUCCAGGAGAUAACCCCAUUACCCUAAUUAUACAUCCAGCUCUAUCAGCUGAUCCCUCUGAUCCUUGGAAAUGUUCUCCUAAUCACUCUGAUAUUGGUGCAUCUGUUAUAGAUCUGAGAGUAGAUACAGUGUAUCCCUGUUCUAUAGAUGCCAAAUGUUUUACACAGAACACAAAGCUUAUUAACCCACACACAGGUAAGGCAGGUGGAAGGCCACUGAUAUGUUCAGAGUGUGAGAAAUGUUUUACAUACAAAUCAGAUCUUGUUAUACAUCAGAGAAGUCACACAGGUGAGAAGCCAUUUCCAUGUUCUGAGUGUGGGAAAUGUUUUGCACGGAAAUCACGUCUUGUUAGACAUCAGAGAAGUCACACAGGUGAGAAGCCAUUUCCAUGUUCUGAGUGUGGGAAAUGUUUUACACAGAAUUCACAACUUGUUGCACAUCAGAGAAGUCACACAGGUGAGAAGCCAUUUCCAUGUUCUGAGUGUGGGAAAUGUUUUGCACAGAAAUCAGUUCUUGUUAAACAUAACAGAAGUCACACAGGUGAGAAGCCAUAUUCAUGUUCUGAGUGUGGGAAAUGUUUUGCAUACAAAUCAGCUCUUGUUAAACAUAACAGAAGUCACACAGGUGAGAAGCCAUUUCCAUGUUCUGAGUGUGGGAAAUGUUUUGCACACAAAUCAGAUCUUGUUAUACAUCACAGAAGUCACACAGGUGAGAAGCUGUUUUCUUGCUCUGAAUGCGGGAAAUGUUGUGCAAGUAAAUCACAACUUGUUAGACAUCACAGAAGUCACACAGGUGAGAAGCCAUUUUCUUGCUCUGAGUGCGGGAAAUGUUUUACACAAAAAUCACAUCUUGUUACACAUCAGAAAAGUCACACAGGUGAGAAGCCAUUUCCAUGUUCUGAGUGUGGGAAAUGUUUUGCACAAAAAUUACAUCUUGUUAGACAUCACAGAAGUCACACAGGUAAGAAGCCAUUUCCAUGUUCUGAGUGUGGGAAACGUUUUGCACACAAAUCAGAUCUUGUUAUACAUCACAGAAGUCACACAGGUGAGAAGCCAUUUUCUUGCUCUGAGUGCGGGAAGUGUGUUACACGGAAAACACAUCUUGUUACACAUGAGAGAAGUCACACACGUGAGAAGGUAUUUUGUUGCUCUGAGUGCGCGAAAAGUUUUACCUGGAAAUCCCACUUUGUUAUACAUAACAGAAGUCACACAGGUGAGAAGCCAUUUUCUUGCACUAAGUGUGGGAAAUUUUUUGCACACAAAUCAGUUCUUGUUAGACAUAACAGAAGUCACACAGGUGAGAAGACAUUUCCAUGUUCUGAGUGUGGGAAAUGUUUUACACGGAAAUCACAUCUUCUUAGACAUCAGCGAAUUCACACAGGUGAGAGGCCAUUUAUAUACUCUGAGAAAUAAAUCAGCUCUUGUUGCACAAAUUAGACAUCACUCAGGUGAGGAACCAUUUUAAUCUUCUGGAGUAUACUCAUCAUUGCCAUGCAUUGUUCUUCAAGGUUCUUAUCCUAUCUCUUUUGCUUUUUGCAAUAUACAUGUUACCACUGGGUGAAAUAAUCAGAUGUCAUGCCCUCAUCUACCACUGCUAUACAGAUGACCUGUCUUUUUCUCCAGGUACUGAGAACCCAGUACCAAUCCUAAAUGGUUGUCUAGCUGAGCUCCAGGUGUGGGUGAUGCCAGUUGGCUGUGACUCAGUCCUGGCGAAACAGGUCCUUAUGAUAGAAGCUCACCAACAAAGGGCAGGGCUACAGCUCAGCUUUGUAAACCAACCAAACUUACGCUUGGGGGUUCAGAGUUACAAAAUGCUGAUCAUGUGCGGAAUCUUGGUGUCAUGGAUGGUGGAGUGACACUUAGACAUCAGAUAUCAGCCACAAUCAGAUCCUCAUCUGAGGAACAUAGCCAGACUCCAGCACUUAUUUCCCUCUGAAGAUCUACCUACAGUCAUACAUGUACUUGUAUCAUCACGCAUAGACUACUGCAAUGUCCUCUACCUGGGUCUCCCAGCAAAAGAAUUGCACCGCUUGUAGCUUGUACAGAAUGCAGCAGCCAGGCUGUUACCUAACCAGCCCGUUCCUGCCACAUAACACCCAUUCUCUGCUCCCUUCACCGGCUGCCUGUAAGAUGGUGACUCUAUUACAUAAUCUUACUGACUCUCCCAGCCCUACAUGACCAGGGUCCAUGGUACCAGAAGCAGCUUCUGCCUCCUUACUGCCCUGCUUUCUUACUUCCAUCUGGAGAUGAAGGACUGUUACCAGCAGUACCAAGAAUCCCCAAGCAGUGCUGAAAUGUCAUAGGGGCAGACAGGGUGGUGGCACUAGUGCUGUAGCAGGAGCUGCCUGAGGCACUGUCUAUGGGUAAUAUUGUCCCCAAGCAGCGCUGAGGUGUAAGAGGGAGACAGGGCAAGUGCAGUUGUGGGGGAAGGGGGUGGACAGAGCAGUGGCAGUAGUGGGGGGAGACGGUAGUGGCAGCAGUGCAGUGAGGUGAGGCAGAGCCUUUCCUGUUAUACUAAUGUUUGUGCAAGAGUUUUUACUGUAUACGAAAAAUACAAAGACUAUGUUGUAAAUAUCUUCUUUGCAUUAUUCUAAUCAUGUUUAUAACCAAAACUCCGGAGUAAAAAGUCUAUGGCAGGGGAGGCAGUGCCCCACCUGUGUAUCUUUUCCGCACAUCUCUGAUCAAAACUCACCAAAUUUCCAGGAGUUUAUACUGCUGCACCUGUGUAUAAUGUCCAGAUGUAUAUACUGCUGCACCUGUGUAUAAUGCCCACAUGUACACUUUGGCUCAUAUGUUGUGUGUAAAUCUGGCUCUAGCCAGUACCUCCUGAGCCAUUUGGAUCACUGCACGUCCCUGAGUGGCAAUA